CGUCGGGCUGCAGCGGUGGGACAGAUGCGCAGAAGGAUGCGACACGGACUGAAGAAAGUUUAAAUAUGCUACACAAAGCAGCGGACUUUACACGACUGAAAGCUACAACCAAGAUAUCGGUUCCUCCUGUGCCUCUGAUCCGAGGACUGGUUUGAUUUGGCUGCGUAAACACACACCGGUCUUUGCAUUAUAGUCCUCGGUCUCUCCACCUGCAUGAUCUGUGAGCCAGCUUGCAAGAUGAGCUUCAAGAACUUUAGGGAGUACCUGGCCUGGCUGUACUACCAGUACCUGCUCAUCACCGGCAUCUAUGUCCUGGAGCCCUGGGAAAAGUCCAUCUUCAACUCCAUCCUCUUCUCGGCCAUCGCCAUGGUGAUCUACACCUCAUAUGUCUUUGUGCCCAUCCACGUGCACCUUGCACUGGAGUUUUUCUCUGGGAUCUUUGGUGGCCAGCCUGAGAGCACUAUGACACUCAUGAACUAAAAUAAGUAGAGACUAUGGGGAUUAAGAGACAGUGACUGAGUGGAUUAGGAUGAGUCCCCAAAUCAUUUCCUAUAACUCAUCUCCUUAGCUCCUGGAGUACCUCUUUACAUCACAUUUAUCCCAGUCACCUCAGCUAAUCAAGACUGAACACAUGAAGAUCUUAAUGGAAUGAUCUGGAAAUCAGAGCCUUUCUAUCUUCUUUACAUCCCGAACCCUCAGGCCUUACCCCAUGGUAUUAGACACACGACUGUACAUUACUUUCACGCCCUCGCUGUGAAACGCCUUGUGAAAUGUUGUUAUUCCUAUUUGUUUUUGUUUUCCUCACCAUAUGUCCUGUGUGAGUGCAUAUCUCCUCAGGGUUUGCACGAUAGGGUCAUAUGUGGAGAGUACAUCUGCAUGCUCGUCUCACCACAAAAUACCACUAGACUCACUUCUUUCCAUCAUGACUUUUAAGCUACAGUCUUUAAAGGGGCAUUCCAGCAAUUUAGUUUGUCGCUUUAGUAAAAUUGGGGGAUUAAAAAGAGAGCGAUCAUAGUCAAAACAGCAGAAGCUGAGAUAUCCUGAGAUAUCUCAAGUCAAAACCCUAAAACACUGCAUCCUACAUUUCCCAUAAUAGACUCAAUAGGGUCUUUUGGUAGACCCUCUUUGACUGGUUAAUACCCACAUCUUUUAUACCCAACACCUCAAGUUUGUAAUACAGCCUCUCAGCUAAAAAUGUGUGGUCUCCAAGCCUAAGCCGAAAUAACCCUGAUGACAUUAUCUGGGUUAUUUUUCAGACUUUGACUGUGUCCGAAAUCACUAUUUACUAUAUAGCUCACUAUAUUUACCCUCUGCCAUUUUAUAGUGUCUGAAUUUGCAGUGUGAAAUUUAUGCACUGUAUAGCGCCCUCAAAAGUUCCAAUACUGGAAUGAAAAAGUAGUGUUUAUGGCAUGAACAAUCAAUCAGCAAUCAGUCCCACAAUGCAAAGCGUCGCAUUUUACAGAUGUGAAAAUUACCGUUGUGCGACUCUACACCUGUCAAGUGUCUGAAUUCUCAUUUUACUGUUCACUACAGAGUAAACUAUUGUGUGUUUGUUAUAUAGGGAACAGCGAAUGAGUGAACGAGGGAGUGAUUUCAGACACAGUCAUAGAAAAGCUCCCUUCAGAGCCACAGAAGACAUUAUGUAAUCGUUUUAACAGGCUGAGUUGGACGAGUAAACUGAACUUGAUGUGUAAAAUCGGCAGAGUGCCCCUUUAAUUAUCUGCUGCAUCUGUGAUGCCACCUGUGACAUGCACUUAAUGUUACUGGUUGAUCAAUGGUUUUGUAUCAGAACCACCAUCACCUUUUUUCAUUGUAAUGCUAACUGGCAGCGUACAUUGCACAUUUUAAGUCACUGUGUAGCUGAUCUUCAAAGAGCGAGUUGAUAGAAAAGCCCAAGCUAUGCAAUCAGUCUAAAAUUACCUACAUUUACCGAUUUACUGGUAACAAAAUAACGCCAUAGAUGUGUGCCGAUCCCCUCUUUAUCUCCUGUUUUUUUACUUUUGGAAUGUCAGGAGGGCGUGCUCAGCAUUGAGCAUGAGCAAAUAUUGAUACAACGCACCUAUGCGUUUUAGGCUUGGCUUUGUUAAUGACGUAGAUCAUCUUUGAUUAUUUGUGCUUUGGGUCAAGGGCUCGCUGAUUACAGUCUAAUCAUGAUCUCUAAAUUAACUUUAUUUAUAUGGAGUUAUAUAUUUAUAUACACUGGUAAAUGCUUGGCUGGUUACAAUGUCAGUUACCAAACUUCUUUGAUUAUUUAUAUCUAUGUUCUCUUGUUGCCAUAAAUAGCACAUCAUUUGUUCUUUACUUUGUAUCUCCACCUGAAAGUACUUUUAUGUGGUUCCCAGUUUGUGUCAUUUCAUUUCAGUUUUGUUAAACAUUUGCAGUAGUUCUAAACAUUUCCUGUACUGAGAAUGAAGAGCUCUCUGAGAAGCUUUUUUCUCCAUUCACCAAAAUGAAUGUUAUAUUUAUACAUGAUAGCAACACAUCACUGCAAUAUUCAGAAAAUAAAGCUAUCUGAAGAUA
Siniperca chuatsi (mandarin fish) is the source of this 2520-nucleotide messenger RNA. RefSeq names its product serine palmitoyltransferase, small subunit B (gene sptssb). The transcript is spliced from 2 exons. Bases 214 to 480 code for a protein of 88 amino acids. Gene Ontology annotation, molecular function: serine C-palmitoyltransferase activity. NCBI's taxonomy places the organism in Eukaryota, Metazoa, Chordata, Actinopteri, Centrarchiformes, Sinipercidae. The record is from RefSeq and is a predicted model, not a curated record. Gene Ontology annotation, biological process: ceramide biosynthetic process; endoplasmic reticulum organization. Gene Ontology annotation, cellular component: serine palmitoyltransferase complex.